AUGGAAGUCAUAGGAAGGCUCGUCCUUGGGGCCAUUUUAGUUGCCUCCUGUUGGGCACAGUUGAAUUUCACCAAGGCUGAAGGCAGAUCAAGCUGCACGGCCAGUCUGGGAGGGGCCAAUCUGGGAGAGACCUACAAAGCCCUGAUCCUACAACUCAAUGAUGACGAGAACUGUACCUGGACCAUAGAGAUACCUGAAAACAGGAGCAUCAGGAUCAUCUUCUCCCAUGUCCAGUUGGAUACAAAUGGAGGGUGUGAAAGUGAAAACAUUAAGGUCUUUGAAGGAGAGUCCACCAGCAGGCCUCUGCUAGGGACAGUCUGCAGUAAAAAUGACUUCGUUCCCGUGUUUGAAUCAUCAUCCAAUUCACUGACAUUUCAAAUAGUCACUGACUGGGAAAAAAUCCAAAGAAGUGUCUUCAUCUUUUAUUACUUUUUCUCCACCGAUACCUCAAUUCCAAACUGUGGUGGUUACCUGGACACUUUGGAAGGAUCUUUUACCAGCCCUAAUUAUCCAAAACCACACCCUGAGCUGGCAUACUGUGUGUGGCACAUACAAGUGGAUAAAGGUUAUAAGAUAAAAUUAAACUUCCAAGAGAUUUUCCUAGAAAUGGAUGAACACUGCAGAUUUGAUUUCAUUGCGGUCUACGAUGGCUCGUCCACCACAUCUGGCCUGAUUGAACAAGUCUGUGGCCGUGGGACACCUACCUUUGAAUCUUCCUCAAAUUCCAUGACUGUGGUAUUGUCUACAGACUAUGCCAAUUCCUACAGGGGAUUUUCUGCUUCCUAUACUUCAAUUUACACAGAAAACGUCAACACAACAUCUUUAAGUUGUGCUUCUGACAAGAUGAGAGUCAUCAUAAGCAAAUCGUUCCUACAGUCACUUAACUACAAUGAGGACAACUUGCAACUAAAUGACCCAACUUGUAGACCACAUGUAUCAAACGUUGUCGAGUUUGCUAUCCCUCUGAAUCAAUGUGGUACAAUGAAAAAGGUAGAAGACCAGUCAAUCACAUACACCAACAUGAUCACCUUCACUGAAUCUCUGACGUCUGCAGUGAUCACCCGACAGAAACAUCUCCAGAUUGUUGUGAAAUGUGAGAUGGAAUAUAAUUCCACUGUGGAGAUAAUGUACAUAACUGAAGAUGAUGUCAUACAAAACCAGAGUGUCCUGGGCAAAUACAACAUAAGCAUGGCUCUUUUUGAGUCUAAUUCAUUUGAAAAUCCUAUACAGGAGUCACCAUAUUAUGUGGAUUUGAACCAAACUCUUUUUGUCCAAGUCAGCCUGCAUGCCUCAGAUCCAAACUUGGUAGUGUUUCUGGAUACUUGCAGAGCCUCUCCCACAUCUGACUUUGCAUCUCCAACCUAUGACUUAAUCAACAGCGGAUGUAGUCAAGAUGAGACUUGUAAAGUGUAUCCCUUAUCUGGACAUGAUGGAAGAUUCCAGUUUAAUGCCUUUAAAUUCUUGAGACAUCUGAGCUCUGUGUAUCUGAAGUGUAAGGUUUUGAUAUGUGAUAGCAAUGACCCAGCAUCUCGCUGCAAUCAAGGCUGCAUCUCCAGAAAGAAACGAGACAUUUCUUCAUACAAGUGGAAGACUGAUUCUGUCAUAGGACCUAUUCGCCUGAAAAGGGAUCGUGCUGCAAGUGGAAACUCAGGAUUUUUGCCUCAAACACAUGUGGAAGAAACUCAACACCGGCCUUUCAACAGUCUGCACCUGUUUUCAUUCAUGGUCCUUGCCCUGAACCUAGCGAUUGUGGCCACAGUCACAGUGAGGCAUUUUGUAAAUCAACAGACGGAUUACAAAUACCAGAAGCUGCAGCUCCAUUAA
This is a messenger RNA of Nannospalax galili (Upper Galilee mountains blind mole rat), 1824 nucleotides long. It is a transcript of the gene Cuzd1, whose product is annotated as CUB and zona pellucida like domains 1. The transcript is spliced from 9 exons. NCBI's taxonomy places the organism in Eukaryota, Metazoa, Chordata, Mammalia, Rodentia, Spalacidae. The record is from RefSeq and is a predicted model, not a curated record. Gene Ontology annotation, cellular component: cell surface. The coding region runs from base 1 to 1824 and encodes 607 amino acids.